UUCCCUCAUUCUGGUGCGUAAAAUUUGUCACACCGUCUCGAGUCGCGCUCGAAUUCCCGCAAAUUUCUGGAUAUCGCGAUUGAUCUCGGUUCCGAUUUCGCUGUCGUCAGCACGGGGGAACUCUUGUGAGUUGAGUUUUGUUGUGUUUGCGACGCUGAUCAAUUGGGAAUCGCUCUUUGGCGAUAGAUUUUAAUUUGUGCCAAUUGAAGUGUGACAUCGCGCGGUUUCGUCGGUGUGGGUGUCUCCCCCCAAGUUGGUGUGUGAAGAAGAUAUUUUGUGACGGGCGACAGUCUCGUUCAGACUAUCGUCAUUCUAGUGCUGAAUCCGCAGUGUGUUGUGCAACUCGGACGUCGACGGCGAUCUCGUGACUUUGGCUCGUUUUCCGAUCGAUCGAUGAAGUGUUGGUGAAAAAGGGAGCAAUGAAUCACUUGCAAAUUUCGACAGAUCCGACAUUGCUCGGCGUUGAGCUGCCGGAAUCGCUGACGACUUCGCCAUCGGUUUCGACGUUCUUGCCCGAGGAGGACGCCUCCACAUGUCUGCUCCUCCCGGGAACUCCGAGCCCUCCGUUGGACUUUACCCACCCGCUGACGCCCAGCAUGGGCAACGCGGACAACUGUGAAACGGGAGCCGGCGAUGAUCCGGCAGCGGAAACCAGCUCUUCAGGCAGUUCCGGAAUCGGCAUGGUGGGCGGCUGCACUACCGGCGCCUCCAACCUGUUCAACAACCACAGUGACUACCAGCAUCUGCGCAAGAAGAGUGGAACUGAGGAGAAUGGAAUGCAUCCCACCGGAGGGGUGAUGAGCAUCACCCUGACGAAGGAUAUGCCCGGCUUUGUGCACUGGAAUUGGCCGCUGAUCCGGAAGUGUACCUUCUUUGUGUUUCUGUCCGGAAUCAUCGCCAUGGUGGGCAUUGUGGUAGCGAUGAUUGCGACGCUGCCCAAGUCGUGCAAUCCAGCCGUCACCUGGUACAAAGGUUCCGUCUUCUACGAGGUAUUCCCGGCCAGCUUCCAGGACACCAACGACGACGGGCUGGGCGACAUCCGAGGGUUGAUUGGCCGAGCGGAGUACUUCAAGGGGCUCGGAGUCGGUGCGGUCCGGCUUAACUCGAUCUUCCCCUCGAAGCACUACCCGGACCACUUCCAGGAGGUGACCUCGCUGACGGCGGUGGACGAGGUGCUCGGCAAGGUUGAGGACUUGCAGAAGUUUGCUGCCGUGCUGCACGAGCGGAACAUUUCGCUGGUGCUGGACUUGCCGAUCUAUCCGUUUGUGAACCACCUGAACCCGCCCACCAUUGAUGUAGACCAUUUGCCGAACCGUACGAAUGACGAUGUUCCGACGAGCGAGUUUCUGCGACUGGCGAGGUCCGUCAAGGGAGGAGAGGAGAAUGUUAUAACUAGCGUGCUGAGAUUCUGGCUGGCAAAGGGAGGUGUGGAUGGAUUUUACAUUAAGGGGUUGGAGCACUUCCACGAUGAUCCGCUGCUGUUGGAGAAUAUCAAGGAGUGGAAGUACACACUGGGUGGAGAUCGCGUUCUUAUGGUUAGCAAACAGUUUAUUGAUAAACUAGCUGAACCAAUUGUUGGUGAGGUUUUGAAUCACGUCGACUUGGUGGACGUUCUUUUGGAUAUGACUAAUGGGACGGAAGUGACAGCGAAUGUGAUCAGAAGUGCCGUUGAUGGAUCGUUGCUGAAGCACACUGAACAUGCGUGGAUUCACUGGAGUGUGGGAAGUGUUCACGAGCGUCGUUUGUCUUCCGGUCUUAGUCCUAAUGCAACGUUGGCCGCCACGCUAACGCAGCUGAUGCUUCCGGGCACGGUUAACAUUUUCUACGGUGAUGAAAUUGCCCUCGAGGAAGCUCACGAUCCGACUGGAGAGCACACCGAUACGCAACACCUGCACCACCUGACUGCGAUGGCAUGGAGUGGUAGCCAGAAUCAGUUUACCGGAAGAGGAACGUUGCCCUGGUUGCCGAAGAGUGCAUCCGCUUCGUUUCAUCACUUGGACAUCGUGCUGGAAAUGAUUGCCCUGAGGAAACGGUCACCUUCGAUCUACCUGAACGCGGUUAUCAAGGAGGAGCAAAUGUUGCCCAACACGGACGUCAAGUCGAGCCAGAAUGAUAUUCUUGUGCUGCAACGGUGGUACCCGAGACGGAACUCUUUUGCGUGCAUUACCAACUUUGGGGUGAAGAACGCCUCAUUGGACCUGACGGCCAUGUUUUACAGUGGAGAAAUUGUCGCUGGUACGUCGACCAUACGGGAGCGAGUUUAUUUUGAAAAGUUCAACGUUGAUUCGCUAGAGACGGUGAUUGUGAGAUUACACAAGUAAAUAGAAAGGGUGACAACAGAUGGUUUUUUUUUUGUUUUUGAUUCAUUUUGGAUUUUUAUUUUAUGGAAUUUCUUACAAAGAAGAAAAUUCAAAUAAUAACUAGCCUACAAGUAACUUAACACCCUAGCUUGUUCUGUACAUAAGUCAACCUUAGCUGUGUUGUAUAGAGUAGAGAGAAUGUUAAUAAAAACUAUUAAAAAUAA
This is a messenger RNA of Culex pipiens pallens (northern house mosquito), 2524 nucleotides long. RefSeq names its product neutral and basic amino acid transport protein rBAT-like. The transcript is spliced from 2 exons. The coding region runs from base 420 to 2321 and encodes 633 amino acids. Lineage: Eukaryota; Metazoa; Arthropoda; Insecta; Diptera; Culicidae. The record is from RefSeq and is a predicted model, not a curated record. Gene Ontology annotation, biological process: carbohydrate metabolic process.